Molecule: messenger RNA, 1173 nt
Organism: Symbiodinium necroappetens
Lineage: Eukaryota; Dinophyceae; Suessiales; Symbiodiniaceae
Source: the annotation of a GenBank genome assembly
AUGCUUUUGAUCUUUCGACCCAGUGCCGAGAUCUAUGAGAAAAAUCACAGAGACGGCAGGUGGGUUCUGACGGCCGCCACGAGGAGAAUGGCCGAGGACUGGGAUCCCUUCGCAGACCCUGCGGAUGAGGACCACCAGGAGCCCGCACAAGCUGCGGAGUGCAAGGCCUUGGUCACACCUGUCCUCACAACGAGGCACCCGAGCAAUUCUGCUGCAGUUCCGAUGGGGUGGAGUUCAGAGCAUGGCAGGGAUGAAAUGCGAGAUCAAGAGACCAUUUUGCGGCUAAAGGCGGCCCUGGACGACACCUCGACCAGGUCUCCUGACAGCUCAACACCUUGUGCCCACGAGCAGCCGGAGGUCGGCGGAGAUGAUGCGAGCAGGGAGCCGAAUCUUCACUCCAGAGCGGCAGUGAAGACUGCGCCCAGCCAAGCCAUCCAAGGUGAGAGCCCAAGCCCUCCGCCGGCUGCCGCUGAGAUGCCAGGGGAGCCAGCCGGCGAUUUGCAAGCACGGCCAAUCUGGCGCAGCAAGGGCCGCCGCAAAGGAGGCGGCAAAGGACAUGCUGCCUGGCUAUUGGGCUUGGGCUCGGCCAUUCAGGAGCCUGCCAAAGAGCUGGCUGAAGGUGCCAAGGUGCCGGAGCCGGAGAUGACGGCCACGGUCCUGGAGCCUCUGAGCAAAGCGCGAGAAGUUGAAAGUGCAGAAGCCGAGAGCACACGAGAAGCCGAGAGCCCUCGGGACACCGACAGCCCAGUCGCGAAGACCGUCGAUCAGGAGGCAUCAUACAUCGAAGGGAGCACGUCGACAGGAGAUGGUGCUGAGGCCCACAUCAGCAAAGGCGGCGUAGAGGAAACCCGGAUCAUCUGUGAGACCGACCCGAAUGAGGUGAUAGCAUGGAGGGAACUCUUCUUCAAGCUUGGAGAGGUUGAUGAGAAGCCAUCGUCCUCUUCAGCCCAGCAGGCUCCGUCGGAACACGGCACGUGGGGUGAGAAGGGUUCUCUGGCUCGCCUGUUGCGGCGCGAGGGCCUGGAGAUGCCGGAGCCGUCGAUCGCCAGCACGAGCAGCUUUGAUAUGCAUCCUGCUGAGCCUGCCAAGCCUGCUGAACCUGCGCUGGGUCAGACCUUCUUCUGCAGGUCUGACCGAUUUGGCGGGCCCCGAAGCCGCCGUGGUGCUGGCUGA